AGCACCGCCGCGCUCGCCGCACGGGUGGUGGCGGCGGCGGGGGGAGCCGCCCCGCGGGGCCGCCUCUGCCCCUUCCCCUUCCCCGCCGCGCUUUUCAUGGCAACAUGGCGAUGGCGGCUCCGACCGGCAGCGCGGCGCCCGGCGCCCCGGCGCUCUGCGGCCACCUGGCCCUGCUGCUGCUCCUCGCCGCCCCCGCCGCGCACGGCUACAGCUUCCCGCAGCAGCACACUAUGCAGUACUGGGCCAGAAGGCUGGAGCAGGAGAUUGAUGGAGUGAUGAGGAUAUUUGGUGGAGUCCAGCAGCUCAGAGGGAUCUACAAUGAGAACAGAAACCUGUUUGAAGUCAAGGAGAAUGUGCCCAGGAAGUUAGUGGAGAAGGUUGCAGGAGACAUCGAGAGCCUACUGGCCAAGAAAGUCCGUGCUUUAAAGAGGCUGGCCAACGCCGCGGAGAAGUUCCAGAAAGCCCACCACUGGCAGGACAACAUCCGGGAGGAAGACAUCGAGUACUAUGACUCCAAGGCAGACACGGAAUACGUGAGUACCGACGAUCCUGAUGGAGAAGAGAUCGAGCGGGAGAAGUCCAACUCCCUGAAGCUGGAGUUCACCGACGACGCCAACUUCAAGACCAAGGUUAACUACUCGUACGCCGCAGUGCAGAUCCCCACGGACAUCUACAAAGGCUCCACCGUCAUCCUCAACGAGCUGAACUGGACGCAGGCGCUGGAGGACGUCUUCAUCGAGAACCGCAAGGAGGACCCCUCCCUGCUCUGGCAGGUUUUCGGCAGCGCCACCGGCGUCACCCGCUACUACCCCGCCACCCCGUGGAGAGCCCCCAACAAGAUCGACCUCUACGACGUGCGCAGACGGCCCUGGUACAUCCAAGGCGCCUCCUCCCCGAAGGACAUGGUCAUCAUCGUGGACGUGAGCGGCAGCGUGAGCGGCCUCACCCUCAAGCUGAUGAAGACCUCGGUGUACGAGAUGCUGGACACCCUUUCGGACGACGACUACGUCAACGUGGCCUCGUUCAACGAGAAGGCAAAGCCGGUGUCGUGCUUCAAGCACCUGGUACAGGCCAACAUCCGUAACAAGAAGGUCUUCAAGGAGGACGUGCAGGGGAUGGUGGCCAAGGGCACGACCGACUACAAGGCCGGCUUCGAGUACGCCUUCGACCAGCUGCAGAACUCCAACAUCACGCGGGCCAACUGCAACAAGAUGAUCAUGAUGUUCACGGACGGCGGCGAGGACCGGGUGCAGGACGUCUUCGAGAAGUACAACUGGCCCAACAAAACGGUGCGUGUCUUCACCUUCUCCGUCGGGCAGCACAACUACGACGUGACCCCGCUGCAGUGGAUGGCGUGUGCCAACAAAGGUUACUACUUCGAAAUCCCCUCCAUCGGCGCCAUCCGCAUCAACACACAGGAGUACCUGGACGUGCUGGGCAGACCCAUGGUCCUGGCCGGGAACCGAGCCAAGCAGGUUCAGUGGACCAACGUCUACCAGGACGCCCUGGGGCUGGGGCUGGUGGUGACGGGCACGCUGCCGGUGUUCAACCUGACGGAGGACAGCAGCGACAGGAAGAACCAGCUCAUCCUGGGCGUGAUGGGGAUCGACGUGGCGCUGAACGACAUCAAGAAGCUGACGCCGCGUUACAACCUGGGGGCGAACGGCUACGUCUUCGCCAUCGACCUGAACGGCUACGUGCUGCUGCACCCCAACCUGCAGCCCCAGAUCAUCAAUUUCCGCGAGCCGGUGACGCUGGACUUUCUGGACGCCGAGCUGGAGGACGAGAACAAGGAGGAGAUCCGGAGAAGCAUGAUUGACGGAAACGACGGGCAGAGGUUCAUCAAGACCCUGAUUAAGUCCCUGGACGAGCAAUACAUCGACGAGGUGUUCAGGACCUACACGUGGGCCCCCAUCAAAAGCACCAACUACAGCCUGGGGCUGGUCCUGCCGCCCUACAGCACCUACUACAUCCAGGCCAACCUCAGCGACCAGAUCCUGCAAGUGAAGUUACCAAACAUCAAAAUGAAGGAUUUUGAAUACCUGCUGCCAAACAGCUUUGAGUCGGAGGGACAUGUGUUCAUUGCUCCCAGAGAGUAUUGCAAAGACCUCGACUUGUCGGAUAACAACACCGAGUUCCUGGAGAACUUUAUUGCCCUCAUGGAAAAGGUGACCCCAGACUCCAAGCAGUGUGACAAUUUCCUUCUGCACAACCUGAUCCUCGACACGGGCAUCACGCAGCAGCUGGUGGAGCGCGUCUGGAAGGACCAGGACCUCAACACGUACAGUCUCCUGGCUGUCUUCGCAGCCACUGAUGGGGGCAUCACCCGCGUCUUCCCAAACAAGGCUGCGGAUGACUGGGAGGAGGAACCGGAGCCUUUCAAUGCCAGCUUCUACCGCAGGAGCCUGGAUAACAAGGGCUACAUCUUCAAACCGCCCUACCGGGACGCCGGAUACCGGGGGCUGGAUCUGGAGAACAACACCAUCGGGAUCCUGGUGAGCACCGCCGUGGAGCUCAGCAUCGGGGGCAAGACGCUGAAGCCAGCAGUGGUAGGGGUGAAGCUGGACCUGGAGGCCUGGGCGGAGAAGUUCAAGGUGCUGGCAAGCAACCGGACGGACCGCGACCAGCUGGGCGCCCGCCGGUGUGACCCCUCGAGCAGCUGUGAGAUGGACUGCGAGGCCAACAACAAGGACCUCAUCUGUGUCCUCAUCGACGACGGAGGCUUUCUGGUGCUCUCCAACCAGGAGGAUCACUGGUACCAGGUGGGCAAGUUCUUCAGCGAGGUGGACGCCAACCUGAUGUCCGCCCUCUACAACAACUCCUUCUACACCCGCAAGGAGUCCUACGACUUCCAGUCCGUCUGCGCCCCCGAGGCCCAGAGCAACACGGGCGCUGCGCCCCGCGGCGUCUUCGUGCCCACCGUGGCCGACCUGCUGAACCUCGCCUGGUGGACCUCAGCCGCGGCCUGGUCCCUCUUCCAGCAGUUCCUCUACGGCCUCACCUACAGCAGCUGGUUCCAGACGGAGGACGUGACGGCGGACAGCAUGGAGGCCCGGGAGACGAGCUGCAUCAUGAAGCAGACGCAGUACUACUUCAGCACCGUCAACGCCACCUACAACGCCAUCAUCGACUGCGGGAACUGCUCCAGGCUCUUCCACGCGCAGAGGCUGGCCAACACCAACCUGCUCUUCGUGGUGGCCGACAAGCCCCUCUGCAGCCAGUGCGAGUCUGUCAAGCUGCUGCAGGCGGAGGUCAGGGCUCCCCCGAGAGACCCGAACCAGUGCGAGCUGGUGGACAGGCCCCGCUACCGGAAAGGCCCCCACAUCUGCUUCGACUACAAUGCAACCGAAGAUACCUCAGACUGCGGCCGAGGGGCUUCCUUCGCCCCCUCCCUCGGGGUCCUGCUCUCCCUGCAGCUGCUGCUCCUCUACUCCAGCGCCAGCCGGCACCCGCUGCCCCCGGCCGCCUGCCUUUAACCCACGCCUGCCGCCCUCCUGUUCUCUCAGCCUCCAUCUCCAUCCCCUCCCGAGGCCCAGCAGGACGGGAGCGACCCCCCUCGGGGACCCCCCCCAGCCCCGGGGCCGCCCCCCCCGCGCUCCCCACGGCCGCAUCCAAAGAAGAGCCGGGGUGCGGGCAGGGGCCCCCCAAACCAGGACGGCGUCCAGCCGCUCUGGCCGCUCGGACUCCGAAAGCCCCCGCCGGCCGCCCCCCCGCCUUGUGCCCCCCACCGCAGCUCCCCCGUCCCUCGCCUAUUUUUUUAGCCUGAAGAUUUUAAACCAGAUCUUUCUACAUUUAGUUUAGCCUGGAGAACGACGGUAUUUGUUGUCAGCGACAAGGACAUGUGGGAAAAAAAAAAGGGGGGGGGGGGGGAAAACAUAACACGAAAAUAGGGAAGGUGAUGGAGACGUGAUUUGGUGGAGGUAUGAUUUGUUUGGGGGGGGCCUGGCCCCCUGGGCGUGCGGGAGGACAGCGGCGGGUGGCAGCGUCCCUGCGGGUGCGGGGAGCCAGGCAUCGCCUUUGCCAGGACGGGACCGAGUCCACGGUCCCCGCUCUCAGCUCAUCUGCUCUCAUUCAUCCUUGGGCACAGAAAUUGGGGUGAAAAAGGAGGAAAAAAAAACAAAAAACAAAAAAAAAUAUUUUUUUUUCUUUUCCGUUCUGCAGAUCACUGUGAAACCCUUCCCGUCUGCCCGCCCCAGCCCUGCUCGGCCCCUCCGUCCCGCCCUGCCAAAGAAACCGCGUGCCGGCCAGCGGGACCUGUCCCCAAACGGGAUGCGCUGUGCGUCCCCAAAUGGGACGCGCCGUGUGUCCCCAGAUGGGACAAGCUGUGUGUCCCCACAUGGGAUGCACUGCCUGUCCCCAAAGGGACACGCUGUGUCCCCAGACGGGACACGCCGCCUGUCCCCGAGCCGCCCGUGUCCCCAGCGGGGCCGUGCCGGGUGCCGCCAGGUCCCUGCUGGGUGCCCCCAGCUCCAGCCCCACGGGCGUUUUUUUUUUUUUUUUGGGGGGGGGGGGGGACAGGAGCAGACCCACGGCCACCCGGGACGGUGGGGAGGGGGCUGGGGAGGCACUAAUUAGCGCUGGGGUUAAUUAAUGGUCAUUCUGCUUGUAGCUUUCUCAGUGUGUGUUUGGUUACUGUCUCUGGGACCCGUGUUUGAACAGAUGGCUCUGUGUUACCGGGAGUGUGUGUACUGCUGUAGUCUAGUUAGGUGCUCCGCGAGAAUACCGCCACUAUACAUACCUAUAAAUAUAUACAUAUAUAGUCUAUUUUGCGUUAAAACCAAGGAGACGGAGGGACGGCGCGGCCCCUGCCCCGCCACCGGGGUCGUGGCCUGCCCCUUCCCCACCCCGAAAGCUUCUCUCUGCUCAUUCAAAGGCUUUGGGUUUUUAAUUGGUUUCCUUUAAUUUAUUUUUUAUUUGUUCUCUUUUUUUUUUCUUUUUUUUUUGUACAGAAGAGUUGGAAAACUCCAAAAACCAACAAAAAGACAAUUUGUAAGAUAUCGUGCGUGUGACUCCUUGUAAAAUAUUUUCAAAUGGUUUAUUACAGAGACUCAGUUAUUAAAUAAUGUUCAUAUUUUCACUUCA
This is a messenger RNA of Cygnus olor (mute swan), 5082 nucleotides long. RefSeq names its product calcium voltage-gated channel auxiliary subunit alpha2delta 2 (gene CACNA2D2). The record is from RefSeq and is a predicted model, not a curated record. Gene Ontology annotation, cellular component: voltage-gated calcium channel complex. Bases 105 to 3476 code for a protein of 1123 amino acids. NCBI's taxonomy places the organism in Eukaryota, Metazoa, Chordata, Aves, Anseriformes, Anatidae. The transcript is spliced from 39 exons. Gene Ontology annotation, molecular function: voltage-gated calcium channel activity.